GACACCGGGUCUUGGCGGAAGGUCCCCGGUGUUUCCUGCUAGAGAGGAGCUGUGCUGGGCAGCAGGCUCUGAAUUGUCACAGGCCGCAGUAGAAUGUCCCCGGAGGUCACAUUGAACCGCAUCGUCCCUGCACUGUCUCCAUUCAUAUCCAGUGUGGUCCGACAUGGGAAGGUGGGCCUGGACUCUACCAGCUGUCUGAGGAUUACUGACCUGAAAUCAGGAUGCACCUCUCUGACCCCGGGCCCCAGCUGCGAUCGCUUCAAACUCCACAUCCCCUAUGCAGGCGAGACACUGAAAUGGGACAUCAUGUUUAAUGCCCAGUAUCCAGAACUGCCUCCUGAUUUCAUCUUUGGGGAAGAUGCUGAAUUUUUGCCUGAGCCAUCUGGCCUUCCAAGUUUGGCAGAGUGGGACCCGUCAAACCCAGAGUGCCUCCUGCAGGUGGUGAAGGAACUGGUGCAGCAGUAUCACCAGUACCAGUGCAGCCGGCUCAGCGAGAGCUCCCGCCUCAUGUUCGAGUAUCAGACUCUGCUGGAGGAUCCGCAGUAUGGAGAGAGUAUGGAGAUCUACGCCGGGAAAAAGAACAACUGGACCGGGGAAUUCUCAGCCCGCUUCCUCCUGAAGCUGCCAGUGGAUUUCAGUAAUAUUCCCAUCUACCUGCUCAAGGAUGCAAAUGAGGACCCAGGGGAAGAUGUCGCUCUGCUCUCUGUUAGUUUUGAAGACGCAGAAGCCACCCAGGUGUUCCCCAAGCUCUACCUGUCCCCAAGAGUUGAACAUGCUCUGGGUGGUUCCUCGGCUCUUCACAUCCCAGCGUUUCCCAGCGGUGGCUGUCUCAUAGACUAUGUUCCUCAGGUCUGCCAGCUGCUGACCAACAAGGUUCAGUACGUCAUACAAGGUUACCACAAAAGACGAGAAUAUAUCGCUGCCUUCCUGAGCCACUUUGGAACCGGUGUGGUGGAGUACGACGCCGAGGGUUUCACAAAGCUGACUCUAUUGCUGACAUGGAAAGACUUCUGUUUCCUCGUUCACAUUGACCUUCCUCUGUAUUUCCCGCGGGAUCAGCCCACCCUGACAUUUCAGUCUGUCUACCACUUCACAAACAGUGGACAACUCUACUCCCAGACCCAGAAGAGCUACCCAUACAGCCCGCGCUGGGACGGGAAUGAGAUGGCCAAGAGAGCCAAAGCUUACUUCCGAAGUUUUGUUCCUCAGUUCCAAGAAGCUGCCUUUGCCAACGGGAAGCUUUAGAGCAGGAUGGAAGAGAUGGCGUUACAUUAGAAGAAACAAAUCUGAUCUUGGACUUUUGUCAAUGAAUUGUCCUGAAAUUUGCUGAAUUUCAGUAUUUUUAUACUUCCUCAUUUGUUGUGCAUAUAUGAGUAUCCUUGUCUGGCACCCCAAAGGUAGAAUAAGCUAAACCUUGUGGCCCAAACGUUCUCUGCUAGGUAGAGGGACUACUGAAAAAUAAAAACGUGUCUUAGAAGAUUCAGUCCAACCAAAGUGAUGUUUUAGUAAUUGGUGGAGCCUGGUUA
Messenger RNA from Nanorana parkeri, 1526 nucleotides. It is a transcript of the gene BABAM2, whose product is annotated as brain and reproductive organ-expressed (TNFRSF1A modulator). The transcript has 12 exons. Gene Ontology annotation, biological process: double-strand break repair. Gene Ontology annotation, cellular component: BRCA1-A complex; BRISC complex. NCBI's taxonomy places the organism in Eukaryota, Metazoa, Chordata, Amphibia, Anura, Dicroglossidae. The record is from RefSeq and is a predicted model, not a curated record. The coding region runs from base 94 to 1245 and encodes 383 amino acids.